Messenger RNA from Lachancea mirantina, 1119 nucleotides. NCBI's taxonomy places the organism in Eukaryota, Fungi, Ascomycota, Saccharomycetes, Saccharomycetales, Saccharomycetaceae. The record is from the annotation of a GenBank genome assembly.
AUGAGCAACACAGAGCAAGAACUCAGACAGAGACAGGCGCAAUUCACGAAAGAGCUGCACGGUGACGACAUUGGGUCUAAGACCGGGCUGUCAGCGCUUUUGUCCAAGAACAAAAACGCGCAACAAGAAGCCGUCAACAAGUACCUGCGUCACUGGGACGGGAAAACGGACCAGGACGCGGAACAGCGCCGUCUCGACGACUACAACGAGGCCACGCAUUCUUACUAUAACGUCGUGACCGAUUUUUACGAGUACGGAUGGGGCUCUUCGUUCCACUUCAGUCGUUUCUAUCCGGGGGAAAAUUUCAAGGCCAGUGUCGCGCGCCACGAACACUACCUGGCGUACAUGGCGGGCAUCCAAAAGGGCGACCUAGUGCUCGACGUCGGAUGCGGCGUCGGCGGUCCUGCGCGUGAAAUCGCACGUUUCACGGGGGCCAGCAUCGUGGGUCUCAACAACAACGACUACCAGAUCGCCAAGGCCAAGCACUAUGCUCGCAAGUACAAAUUGGCAGACCAGCUCGAGUUUGUUAAAGGCGACUUCAUGAACAUGGAGUUCCCGGAAAACACCUUCGACAAGGUGUACGCGAUCGAGGCCACGUGCCACGCGCCCAAGCUCGAGGGCGUGUACGAGCAGAUCUACAAGGUCUUGAAGCCCGGCGGAACUUUUGCCGUCUACGAAUGGGUCAUGACCGCCAACUACGACGAAAAUAACCCGGAGCACCGCAAGAUCGCGUACGAGAUCGAGGUCGGCGACGGCAUCCCCAAGAUGUACUCGGUCGACGUGGCACGUGACGCACUGCAGAAAGUCGGGUUCGACGUCCUCGUCGGACGCGAUCUCGCCGACAACGACGACGACGUGCCCUGGUACUACCCGCUGACGGGCGAGUGGAAGUACGUGCAGACGCUGGGGGACCUGGCGACUUUCUUCCGCACCUCUUUCAUCGGCCGCAAGGUCACUACCACCAUGGUGUCGCUCAUGGAAAGAGUAGGCAUUGCGCCCCAGGGGUCACGUGACGUCACUCUCGCGCUCGAAGAAGCCGCGGUCGGUCUGGUCGCCGGCGGUAAGCAGAAGCUGUUCACGCCCAUGAUGCUGUUUGUCGCCAAGAAGCCCGAGAACUAG